Leptonychotes weddellii (Weddell seal) is the source of this 2237-nucleotide messenger RNA. It is a transcript of the gene DLEU7, whose product is annotated as deleted in lymphocytic leukemia 7. NCBI's taxonomy places the organism in Eukaryota, Metazoa, Chordata, Mammalia, Carnivora, Phocidae. The record is from RefSeq and is a predicted model, not a curated record.
CCAGCAAAACCCUGGAGAAGAGGAAGAACCCGCGCUCAGCAUUGGCUGAUUUUCGAGCGCACCGGGAGCAGUGCCUCCUGCAGCCUUGGGUCCGGACACGCCCAUUCGGAUAGGAAUUCGGGGGCCAGCGCUGGCCACCUCCUGCGGGGCAGGCUCCACCCUCGAGAGGCAACAAGGCCAACAAGCGGGUUGGGAAAUGUGACCCUGGCGACCCCAAACGCCCCCGCCUCUCUCGCUCACUGCUACACCUGCCCGCGGAGCGCGCGGAGCCGCCGGCAGAGGCGAUGGCUAGCCCUGCGCCCUUAGUGGCCUCCAUCAGCCACCAAAUGGUGGCUCUGCAGACUCUGCAGCUGCUGCAGCAGGAGUGGGGCUGGGGGGACGGUCCGGGCGACCCGGGGAUCCCGCGCGAUCCAGACCACGUGUCCGCUGCCCCAGCGCGUCGCACAGGCCCGCGGAGGGCCCGGCCGGGGCCCGGGCGCGAAGAGGGGGGAGGGCGGCGGGGGGCCAGGAGUGGCGGGUCUGGGGCGCGGGCAAGCUCCCCAGAAGUAGAAGUGGUGCGAGGCGCCGAAGGGGGCGCGGAGCUGCUGCCCUUCCCCAGGGGUCGGGGGCCCUGCACCCUGGCCCAGAUGGCGAUGCGCAGCGCGCUGGCCCGCGUGGUGGACUCGACCUCGGAGCUGGUCAGCGUGGAGCAGACGCUGCUGGGCCCCCUCCAGCAGGAGCGGUCCUUCCCCAUCCAUCUGAAGGAUAGUGUUGAGUUUAGAAACAUCUGCAGUCAUUUGGCUCUACAAAUUCAAGGACAACAGUUUGACAGAGAUUUGAAUGCUGCCCACCAGUGUUUGAAGACAAUAGUCAAGAAGCUGAUUCAGUCACUUGCUAAUCUUCCUUCAGAUGCCCACGUGGUAGCCUGUGCUUCUUUGAGACAGAUCUUACAGAAUCUCCCAGACAUAUGAUGUUCAAGACACCAGAACUAAAACCAUAGCUGGUACUGCCAAGAGAACUGGGUAUCUUACGUUCCUAAUUGAAUCAGCAGACAAUGGAUACUUUUCUCCCCAGCAAGGAGAGACUUGAUGACAUAUACAGCAGUCUGACCAAUGGCGUCUGUACCCUUUAGAUUAUAGCAUGUUGGUGAAAAUUUUUUAAAGCAGUAGUUCACAUUUUUAAGUAUGUUGAGAUAUUUGCUUACUUUUUGAUUGAAAUAUAUUCUACUUUGUGGAACUGAUUGGAUUAUAUAUGUAUAUAUUUACUAAUUCAUAUUAAGUAUUAGUUUUGAUCAAAUGAUAUAUUUAUCUAUACUUAUAUUAAUGUAGGCCUAUGUGGUUUAAUAUGGUUAUUUAAUAUGGUUAUUUAUAUAUGGUUAUAUGAUUAAAGCUUCAUGGUUCUUAAAAUUAUCUUGAAUAAAUAGGAUAUUUGACAAUUGAUAUGUUCUACUUACUGAGGAUUUCAUUUUAUGUUAUGAAAAUCAUCUUUAGAUGUUGUAGGACCACAUGUGUCAGUAAUUAUGAGUUCCAAUGCUGGCAUUAAUAACUUACUGUUGGACAGGAAAAGAAUUGCUUCUAAGCCUUGUGCUUUCAUAUACUGAUUUGUAAAUUUACAAUGAUAAUGAGCUAUGAAGUACCAAGGAUAUAUGAUAUGUAAAUACAAAGUAUAGUAUUAUUAAAGUCUCAUGUGGAAACAUGUAGCUCUUCUUACUGUUUCUAAAUAUUCCAAUUGAAGUAGGAAAUUCUUGUGAAAAACAGGAGGGAGUGGAUACCCUGGCAGGUUUCCCUAAAUAUUUAGAGCUAGGAAAAGAGAGGCUAACUUUUUUUUUUGCACCAGUGAUCUGAACAUGCUUAGGAAAAACUAAAUUUCCUGUUGUUUAAUGAUGACUGUAUUGAGAACCAAAGUAAAUUGCAAUGCUGCCUUUCCCUUAAAAGUUUAAUAGAAAUGACAUCAGAUUUAGAAAAAAAGAGUACACUGUCUACGUGCAGCUUAUUUUCUGAAGGAAUUAAAAACUAGGUCUGUAUGGUGAGAGUAGAUCUGCUUUUAAAAAAUAAAGUGUUAGUAGUAGUCAAAGCCUUUUAAAUUCCACAUAUUCUAAUCCUAGUUGGUUCCAAAAUUUUAUCCCAGGAUAUAAUGAUGAAAGGUAAAUAUAUUCCUUCUCUUUAGAUGUAACUGACCAUUCCAUAGAAGAGAAUUACAUUUAUGGGACUGAAUUCUAAAUGAAAGAUGAAAGGUAUGUGUCUGUGUGUGUGUGUGUG